Messenger RNA from Seriola dumerili (greater amberjack), 1521 nucleotides. It is a transcript of the gene hibadha, whose product is annotated as 3-hydroxyisobutyrate dehydrogenase, mitochondrial-like. Gene Ontology annotation, molecular function: NADP binding; NAD binding; 3-hydroxyisobutyrate dehydrogenase activity. Gene Ontology annotation, cellular component: mitochondrion. Lineage: Eukaryota; Metazoa; Chordata; Actinopteri; Carangiformes; Carangidae. The coding region runs from base 5 to 994 and encodes 329 amino acids. The transcript is spliced from 8 exons. The record is from RefSeq and is a predicted model, not a curated record. Gene Ontology annotation, biological process: L-valine catabolic process.
AAGCAUGGCUGCGUUGUUUAGAGGGUCACGAAAUUUAUUGUUAAGGUGGAAUAAGCAUGUCAACCUUACCUCUGUGUCAACGCGAUCAAUGGCCUCAAAAACACCAGUGGGGUUUAUUGGCCUGGGAAACAUGGGCAGUCCCAUGGCCAGAAACUUGUUAAAAAACGGUUAUCCUGUUAUUGCCACUGAUGUCUUCCCUGAGUCCUGCAAAGAGCUGCAGGACCUGGGUGCCCAGGUAGUGGACUCCCCGUCAGAGGUGGCAGAGAAAGCAGACCGCAUCAUUACAAUGCUGCCGUCAAGUCCCAAUGUCAUAGAGGUCUACACAGGCCCAAAUGGCAUCCUCAAAAAGGUGAAGAAGGGAACACUGUUGAUUGACUCCUCCACCAUUGACCCUGCAGUUUCAAAAGAGAUGGCAGUCGCUGCAGAGAAGAUGGGUGCUGUGUUCAUGGACGCUCCAGUGUCAGGAGGUGUCGGGGCUGCCAGCUUGGCCAAACUGACCUUCAUGGUAGGUGGAGUAGAGGAGGAAUACAACGCUGCACAGGAGCUGCUCACCUGCAUGGGUGCCAAUGUUGUCUACUGUGGACAGGUUGGCACUGGACAGGCAGCAAAGAUCUGCAACAACAUGCUGCUGGCCAUCGGGAUGAUUGGGACCGCAGAGACCAUGAACCUUGGCAUUAGACUGGGUUUGGAUCCGAAGCUGCUGGCGAAGAUCCUCAACAUGUCCUCAGGUCGUUGCUGGUCCAGCGACACGUACAACCCAGUCCCCGGGGUCAUGGAGGGAGUCCCCUCUGCCAACAACUACCAGGGCGGCUUUGGAACCACACUAAUGGCAAAGGAUCUUGGUUUGGCCCAAACCACUGCCACCAACACUAAGACACCCAUCCCUCUGGGUUCCCUCGCCCACCAGAUCUUCCGAGUCAUGUGCUCCCGCGGCUACGCUAACAAGGACUUCUCAUCUGUCUUCCAAUUCCUUCGCGAGGAGGAAGGACAGUGAAUGUAGGGGGAGCACAGCUGACUGUGAUUUUACCAUACAUACACACACACACACACACACACACACACACACCACAACCACACACCCCAGUGCCCCUUAUCCCACUAUGCUCAGGAGAGACUAAGGCCUUGCUCUCAGGCACAGACCUGCGGUCCAAUUAACAUACUGUAUGUCGACACGUGUCCCCUCAUCGCAUUAGCUGAAUCAUAUUUUCAAUUCAUGGCGCUCCCUCUGCAUGCGGGGAAAUGCUAAAACUGACCUUAGAUCAGUAUCUAGAGACAAAGCAACUCUCUUCCCAGUCUGGUCUGAGUGGCCAGAGUGGGGAAAAUGAGAGGUAGGAUGAAGCGCUGCAGGUUUACAUGAAACUCUGCAUGUAAGUAUGUAUUUCAAGAUGAUUGAUGAGUAAUAAUUUCAUAAAUGUUAAAAGUUGUAUGUUGUUGUCAGGUUUGUGCUUUUUGCCUACUACCCAAAUAACCUGGAUGUGUCCCUGUUAAAUCAUAGAGGACAAAAAAUUAAGAAAAAAAAAA